Aspergillus homomorphus CBS 101889 is the source of this 2142-nucleotide messenger RNA. RefSeq lists its product as uncharacterized. NCBI's taxonomy places the organism in Eukaryota, Fungi, Ascomycota, Eurotiomycetes, Eurotiales, Aspergillaceae. The coding region runs from base 1 to 2142 and encodes 713 amino acids. The record is from RefSeq and is a predicted model, not a curated record. The transcript is spliced from 6 exons.
AUGGGGCCGAAUACGCUGCAACAUUCCAUGAGCCAAGCACCCAAAGUUUUGGUUCUGCGCACCCACCUGGGGUUUCACGUACCGUACUGGACGACAGUGCUUGGAGCGAGCGGAGCAUGCCGAGUUCCAAUCCAUGGUGACAGAAGUAAGGAUGAAAUCUGCUUCUGGGGAUUGAACCUAACUUCAAUUUCAAAUCACGUUCGUCCUACCGGCCCGGCGACAACUGAGCCAGAGCAGACUCUGUCGGCCCACGAGGAUCGCCCGCUGGGUGCUUUCAACAGCUCGCAUAUGAAUGCCGAAGCGCGCACUGCCGCCGCGGAAGAGUAUAACGACCUUGAUAGCAGCGUGCAGGUGCUCCUCACGGCGUACCAAUGUGCGUCGACAGGGGCCACCCUGCACCCCUGCUGUUCCAAUGUCAUCCUCGUUGAGCCGGGCCAUAACAGCUCUCCGGCAAUCCAGUGGGAGACCCUUUGGAAACAGGCUGAGGUCAACCAAAACCAGAGACGGGAAAUUACUGCUGUGCUAUGUGGGUGCACAGAGCUGCUAUCGCCACAUCGAAGCCCCGCGUACAAGGAACGGAACACCCGCUGCAUCCUUUCGACAGAGCACGACAGUGUUCAGACAAUUCCAGAAGAACUCACUUGUACCGCCACCACAGAGGGUCUACAGCAUCAUCCCAGCAAGCCUAACAGAAAGAACAAAAAGAACAAAAAAUUAUUCACCUGCGACGUCUUCCAUCCCAUACAUCCCCUCUUCGCUCAUGCCCGCCGGCCGUCCUGCUUGCUUUCCUCUAGGCUCGGUGCCCCUGGCCGCGCGACUGUUUUCUUUGGCUUGCAACUGCAAUUCUCGCGCAACGCGAUUCACGGCUUCGCACUCCGCUCUCCUGACCAGGUCUCUGAGUUGUGUGAAGCUCUAGAGGAAGUCCCCGAGACCUGGACAAAUAAGCUGAACGAGUGCGAAGCACCAGCCGAGCACUCUCAAUCUCCUUCGGGACGCCUGCGGUCUGGCAAGACUCUCCAGGCUAUACUCCACAAUGAACAUCCAGAGGCGAAAUCGGAGGGUCUCGCCUGUCCUCUUACUUUUCAAGUCUUUUCACAUCCGACAUCAACCCCCACAAGAUCUUAUGAGUGGGAGGCCCAGCUUGUAAAGAUUCGACUCCUGACAAUUCGGUUUGAUCGGAAGCCGUACCUUGGAUGGGGAGGUCUUACGCAGGGUUCUUUCCCCGGGGUUUUCUACACGAGAGGUGUCUCAAGUGGAACGUUAAUGCCCAGGAGCAGCUCCGGUAGGUGGCGAUCACUGGCGGCUACCUCAAAUUUCUUGGAUCCUAAUCUCGACCGCCAGAACACCUCAACACCGCUCCGCGCGGCCGUCGCAUGCGAGCAUCACUCGACAGUGCAGUGUCUACUAGACCGAGGCGCAACCUUUACCCGGCAGGCAGUAUUUAGCACCCGAAAAAUCCUGCGACCAAUUAUCCAUGAACAGGGAAGUCCACGCGCCAGUCGUGGCCUGCAGUAUCGGGCAAUAGGGAAUAAGAAAAAGUCUAUGUGCACGGGACAGGGGCCCGAAUAUUCCGCAUUGCAAAGUGAGGUCGAGGCGUGCAUUGACUACGAUUGCGCAGACUUCUGCGGAUUCAAGGUAUUCUUUCCUGCAAUCCCUAACCGACAAGGUCGACCAUCAAUGCAGGACCUGAAGGAGAAGCUACUUGCUCUGAAUCCGGAAGAGAAAGAACUGCUGCUAUCGGAAUUUUCGGUGAUUAUGUUUAUUCUAUCCCUUUGUUGCACCGUACUAACUGUUUCUACAGGUCGCACAGCAAUAUUCCCUACAAAGAUUUAUUAUAUUGAGAAAGCCAUCGCACCGACAAGGCGAUCAGACCGAGAGCACGAUCAGAAGCUCGACAUAUUUCAGCAAUAUGAAACAGGUCAACAGCCUAGAAUUAUAGACACACCGGGAAUCCUGAUCGACUCCGUCAAGAGUCUGGGAACAGGACACCGACUACCUCACUUAUACCAUCUCUCCCUUAUGGGAUCUUGCAAUGUUCUCGCUCGAGAGCGACAGGCCAAGGACCGUAUCAAUUAUACCGGACAAACAGCAUCUGAGAUAUUUUCGUACCGGUAUUUCACCGACGAUUCAUUCUACUGUUAA